UGGUUUCCUCCCGUGAAUGAGACAAAAGUGCAAACAUGGCGGCGUGAAACUGUAGAAACUAGCUCGGAUGGAGGCGUAUUAAUUAAAACAGCUCGAAAGUUUCUAGUUUUUUUUUUCUUCCGUCGUGAACACGGAGCUGUUAGUGGAUGUCCUCGUUCAGAAGGACAGAAGUGUAGAGGAGAAAACACACACUGGACUGGACCGUCGGCUCGAAACAAUAAGGCUCGGAGAGAGAGGGACUGAGAUGAACGGGGACAUCAUAUGCAACGGACACUCUCCAUUUCACCGUCUCUUGCAGCACAGCAGCUCCAAAUCACAGCAUCAUGAAGCCAUCGCUGUCAAACUCAUCCAGGACGGGAAAACCUCACGAUUAUUCUGCACACAAAAUGAGCCACAGAAGCAUGGAGAUUCCAGGAGAGGCAGUACCGUGAAUGGUGAGUUCAUCCUCCCAAAAAUGGCUGUGAAUGAAGAGCUGCAGCACUCAGUGCACAGAGCUGAGGAGAAAAUGCAUCAGCUGCACUGCACUGCGUCAUACAUCCACGCCAGCAGUGACAUCACUUCCCCCAGUCAGAGGAAACGAGCCUGUCGCAAAGUUAAAGUAAAGAAAGCCACACAGAGAAUGUACAAAAGUGAACUGAAGUGUGAAGAGAAGAGGCACAUAGACAUGCUGAUCACAAACGGGAUUGAGAAUGGAAUGAUGGUCAGAUACAUUGAAGGAAAGGGCAGGGGAGUUUUCGCCACCCAGAAGUUCCAGAAAGGCCAGUAUGUAGUGGAGUAUCACGGAGAUCUGCUGCAGAUAACGGACGCCAAAAAAAGGGAGGCUUUAUACGCACAAGACCCAACCACUGGCUGCUACAUGUAUUACUUCCAGUAUCUCAGCAAAACAUAUUGUGUGGACGCUACGAAGGAGUCGGAUCGAUUGGGAAGGCUCAUCAACCACAGUAAAAACGGCAAUUGUCAAACCAAACUCCAUGAUAUUAAUGGAAUACCUCACCUUAUCCUCGUGGCCUCCAGAGACAUCCAGGAAGGAGAAGAACUUCUUUACGACUAUGGCGACCGCAGUAAAGCUUCGAUAGAAGCUCAUCCAUGGCUAAAGCAUUAAUGUACUGAGAGGAGGGAAAAACACCUUGUUUCUUAACUAGACAGUUUUUAAUGUAAUCAUUGCCUUAGUAAACAGAAUGUUUUGGGCUAGUAAGUGUAUGGGUAUGUCACACAGUGACUUACAUGUCAAACACGUUAGAUUGCGGUACAUAUUCGACGUGUCCUACUUUUAAGAUAUUUAUCCUGCUCUAUGACAUGCUAGUUUCGGCACAUUUCUUUUUGUAUAUUUUAUAUAUUGGUAGAUCAGUGCUUCCAAAGCAUGCAGUUAUAGUCCAACUUUCUGCAUUUUUAUAAGAGUUUUCUUAAUCUAAUCUAAUGUAAGGUAGUUAGAGGCUUAGCAAUAAUUAUUUAUAAUGCCCAAACGUUUAUGUUUGAAGCAGAAAGCCGAUGCUAAAAGGAGCGACAUUUUAAAAGGUUCAGAAAACUGGAAUGUGAAACCAAACUUUGAUAUCAUUUGAAAUGUUACCGUUGUACAAUGCUGAGCGUGUCGUGAUUAACUUGAACAAAGCAGUACCUGUUACACACAAAGUGAGUGUUGAUGACCAAAAGCUGACUGAGAGUGUUCCAAUCAAUCUGUAUGAAAUGGUAGAUACAUUGUUUAAAUAAAUGAUUUUAUGCAA
Molecule: messenger RNA, 1721 nt
Organism: Cyprinus carpio (common carp)
Lineage: Eukaryota; Metazoa; Chordata; Actinopteri; Cypriniformes; Cyprinidae
Product: N-lysine methyltransferase KMT5A-A-like
Exons: 7
Coding region: 245-1102 (285 amino acids)
Molecular function (GO): protein binding; histone H4K20 methyltransferase activity
Source: RefSeq, a predicted model, not a curated record